This is a messenger RNA of Suillus paluster, 1315 nucleotides long. RefSeq lists its product as uncharacterized. The record is from RefSeq and is a predicted model, not a curated record. Gene Ontology annotation, biological process: regulation of transcription by RNA polymerase II. Gene Ontology annotation, molecular function: DNA-binding transcription activator activity, RNA polymerase II-specific; RNA polymerase II transcription regulatory region sequence-specific DNA binding. The transcript has 4 exons. NCBI's taxonomy places the organism in Eukaryota, Fungi, Basidiomycota, Agaricomycetes, Boletales, Suillaceae. Gene Ontology annotation, cellular component: nucleus. The coding region runs from base 262 to 1182 and encodes 306 amino acids.
GUUUUUCAAGCUUAAGCUUUUGUUCACAAGUACCGUCACCUUGAAUUCUAGGCUACGAUAAAGAUGGAUCAACUAUAGAAUUCUUACUCAGAGUAAUUUUACGUAAUCCAACUCGGUUCUUGGUUGAAAAGCCACUUGUCCGUAGUGUCGCAAUCAUGAGAAGGGAUUGCGAAUUACACCGCGACAUCAACUUCCUAGUGUAUUUGAGUUCGGAAUCGAUGGAUCCUUGGCCUUAUCGUUGGGUUGGCGCUUCUUCUCGCUAUGUUGUCUUCCCAAGACAAUUCUAUCACCUUCGAACAGCUUAAUUCACCCAGGUUCGAAUACAUCCAAGCAGAACUCAACAAUUGGGAACGUAUCAUAUUCCAAGGCGAUAUGGAUGGCUCACGCAAACAGGGGGAGGUAUCUCCGAAUACUGGCGACCAUACAUCAACGCCAGUCAACGCGUCCACCGACAAUACAGGGACAUAUUUGCCAGGAAAUCACGUUAACGGAGCUGCACUACCUCAGGUCCCUCCUGAGGCAUAUAACUACCUCAUACAUGCAUUGCUUUCGAUGCAAGGAGCUAUUCCACCCCCAGCAGCAUAUAAUCAAUCGUUACCAUACCCUCCAGGACAAUUCUCAGGUCCUUCCACAUCUUCAAUUAUCCACCAUGUGCCCCACCAAGCCAUGCACUCCAAUCCACCCAUCGCAAUGCCGUCUACAGGAUCCCUUUCACAAUUCUACUCGAAUACCCCAGGUAUGGUGACCCCACAUUCAGCGAGCUCCCACAAUUCUAGAGGCACGGUCAAUGGACCUGCAGCGUCUGUACCAUCAAAUACAACACCUUCAGACCCAGGUGACAUUACGGAUGAAGUUGCUGCUAUUGCUGAAGAUAAGCGCAGAAGAAAUACUUCUGCUUCAGCCAGAUUUCGGAUCAAAAGGAAGCAGAAGACACUCAACCUCGAGCGAACUGUUGCCGACUUGACUGGCAGGACCGAGGAAUUAGAGCGAGAGGCAUCGGAGCUGCGACGAGAGAAUAGCUGGUUGAAGGAAAUUGUGGUAUUAAAAAGCAGAAAAAGAGGUGCAUUCGGUGGCAUGCAAUCCGGCAGUUCCCAACAAGCAAGUACUUCGUCCGCACAGGGAGAUGGUCGCAACAAUAGUCUUAGCAGUGACGAAGAAGAAGGUCGCGGGAAAGAGAAAUGAAACGACGCGUGAGUCAGGCUAUUCGCACCCUAGCUUACUACCAUGUAUUCAAGAUCGUAGAUGUCACGAAGCUGUGUGUUUCAUCAGCCCGGGCUCUUAUAAGAUCAGCAUAACAACCAAAGAACUUUGAUUU